Eimeria mitis is the source of this 603-nucleotide messenger RNA. RefSeq lists its product as uncharacterized. NCBI's taxonomy places the organism in Eukaryota, Apicomplexa, Conoidasida, Eucoccidiorida, Eimeriidae. The transcript is spliced from 2 exons. The coding region runs from base 1 to 603 and encodes 200 amino acids. The record is from RefSeq and is a predicted model, not a curated record.
AUGCAGCAACAGCUUUCAACAGAAGCUGCAACAGCAGCAGCAGCAGCAGAGGCAGCAACAGCUUUUAACAGAAGCAGCAGCAGCAGCAACAACAGCUGUAGCAGCAAAAGAUGCAGCAACAGCUUUCAACAGAAGCUGCAACAGCAGCAGCAGCAGCUGCUGCAGCAACAGCUUUUAACAGAAGCAGCAGCAGCAGCAACAGCAGCAGCAGCAGCAGCAGCAGCAACAGCAGCAGCAGCAACAGCUGCAGCAAAGUGCGAGGGCUCUGACUUCAUCUUAAUUUUGGACAGGUUGAGCAUCAUGCAGCUGCAGCAGCAGCUGCUGCUGCUGCUGCAGCAUGCUGCUUCCUUUCAGGGCAUCCGCUGCUGCCUCUAUGGGCGUCGCCGCGUGCAGACAGCAGCAGCAGCAGCAGCAGCAGCAGCAGCAGCAGCAGCAGCACGGAUUUUGCUUUGGUUGCUUUGGCGAUUUGCAGGCAGGCCAAGGACGUUUAAAGUGUUUGUAACAGCAGCAAGAGCUGCUGCUGCUGCUGCUGUUGCUGCUGCUGCUGCUGCUGCUGCUGCUGCGGAGUAUACGCGGCCUGUUGCUGCAGUGCUGCUGCUCUAA